GCGUCCGGUUCUCUAACAAUGUGGGAGGCGCGACCCCUCCUUCUGCUGUCGGGGGUCCUGGCCCUGACCCAGACCCGGGCGGGACCCCACUCCAUGCGGUAUUUCUACACCUCCGUGUCCCGGCCCGGCCACCGGGAGCCCCGCUUCAUCGCUGUCGGCUACGUGGACGACACGCAGUUCGUGCGCUUCGACACCGACUCGGCGAGUCCGAGGAUGGAGCCGCUGGCGCCGUGGGUGGAGCAGGAGGGACGCGAGUACUGGGAGCGGCACACGCGGAGAGCCAAGGGCAACGCACGGACUUUCCGAGCGAAUAUGAGCAACGUCCGCGGCUACUACAACCAGAGCGAGACGGACUCUCACACCCUCCAGCUGAUGUACGGCUGCAAAGUGGGCUCCGACGGGCGACUCCUGCGCGGGUACUGGCAAUACUCCUACGACGGCACCGACUACAUCGCCCUGAACGAGGACCUGCGCUCCUGGACGGCGGCGGCGGGCACGAAGGCUUGGAUCAGCAAGAGCAAGUUGGAGCAGGCGGGUGCGGCUGAGUACGACAGGACCUACUUGGAGGACAGGUGCGUGCAGUGGCUCCUCAGACACCUGGAGAACGGGAAGGACACGCUGCUGCGCGCAGAACCUCCCAGAAGCCACAUCACCCACCACCCCUUCUCUGACCAUGAGGCCACCCUGAGAUGCAGGGCCCUGGGCUUCUACCCCGCCGAGAUCACCCUGACCUGGCAGCGUGAUGGGGAGGACGUGACCCAGGACACAGAGCUGGUGGAGACCAGGCCUUCAGGGGAUGGAACCUUCCAGAAGUGGGCGGCUGUGGUGGUGCCUUCUGGAGAGGAGCAGAGAUACAUGUGCCGUGUGCAGCACCAGGGGCUGCCGGAGCCUGUCACCCUGAGAUGGGAGCCCCCUUCUCAGCCCACCAUCCUCACUGUGGGCCUAGUUCUCCUCGGGGCUGUGGCUUUUGGAGCUGUGGUGAGAGCUGUGAUCUGCAGGAAGAAGCGCUCAGGUGAGGAAGGAGUACAGUACACUCAGGCUGCAAACAGCAACAGUGCCCAGGGCUCUGAUAAGUCUCUCAAGAACCCUAGAGUGUGAGACAGCUGCCCCGCUGGGUUUUUCACAUCCCAGUGUUGUGAGUCAAGAACUGCUGAUUCUCUUUCUGCCCUGGGACUUGAGAGUGUCUGUGUCCUGUCACAUACUGUG
This is a messenger RNA of Sorex araneus (European shrew), 1206 nucleotides long. RefSeq names its product patr class I histocompatibility antigen, A-108 alpha chain-like. Gene Ontology annotation, molecular function: signaling receptor binding; peptide antigen binding. NCBI's taxonomy places the organism in Eukaryota, Metazoa, Chordata, Mammalia, Eulipotyphla, Soricidae. The transcript has 8 exons. Gene Ontology annotation, cellular component: external side of plasma membrane. The record is from RefSeq and is a predicted model, not a curated record. Bases 19 to 1098 code for a protein of 359 amino acids. Gene Ontology annotation, biological process: antigen processing and presentation of endogenous peptide antigen via MHC class I via ER pathway, TAP-independent; antigen processing and presentation of endogenous peptide antigen via MHC class Ib; immune response.